Molecule: messenger RNA, 1098 nt
Organism: Naegleria gruberi
Lineage: Eukaryota; Heterolobosea; Eutetramitea; Acrasida; Naegleriidae
Product: Ras_like_GTPase domain-containing protein
Exons: 1
Coding region: 1-1098 (365 amino acids)
Molecular function (GO): GTP binding; GTPase activity; protein binding
Source: RefSeq, a predicted model, not a curated record
AUGCAGCAUAUUGUAGAGAUUCUUCCACUUGAAAUAAUCGAAACUAUUCUUGCCUAUUUGCCACUUGUCGAAUUGUUAUUUUGUGCUUCAAAUGUUUGCAAACAAUUUCGGGAGGCUGCCUUUCCUAGUCUUUCCAUCAAUUUUCUUCAAGAAAUUUCGCUGUUGGCCACAGAUGAAACUCUGGAAGAAAUUAAAACUUUGCAAUUGAACGGAUUCAAUGAAUAUUCCCAAAUAUUUACCAACAAGUUUGGAAGAAUAAUUAUCAGAAAAAUUAUGAGAGAACAUGUUUUUGAAUUGGCAAAGACAUUAGUGAAAGCAAAUAAGGAAUUGUGCAAAAUUGCUGAUGCGAAUUCAGAUAUCAAGCCGAAAGAUAAGGAUUUCAGUUCAGUUCUGGCUGAUGAUCAUGAAUUGAUGUCUGAAUUCGAAGUGACUUGUCAGUUUUUUACAUAUUUCAAAGGUGCUGAACCAAAAGAACGUAUGGAAACAAAUCAAAGCAAAACUUCAAUAUUUAGCAAAUUCACUUCACUUUUUAAAAAAGAAAAUUCUCAAGAAAAAUCAACUGUUGUUGCUAGUUCAAAAGAAAGAGAACAAUCGUUUAAGUGUAUUAUGCUUGGUGAUUCAGCUGUUGGAAAGUCAUCUUUAAUAGACAAUUGUAUUUUGAGGAAUAGACCAGGUACUGAUAGAACUAUUGCAAGUGGAUUUCCAACAUAUACUGAACUUUCGUACAAGUUGAAAGAGAAAGUUGUUUUGAAAAUGUGGGAAAUUACAGGAAUAAUGAAAGCUGAAACAAUUUCUCUUUAUAGUGCAAAGAUUAAUUUGCAAAUCUUCAUGUUUGAUUUUGGAACUUAUUUCACAAGUUCAUUUCCAAAAGUAGAAGAAUAUUUGAAAAUGAUGAAAACAGAAUGUGAAACAAUAUUGAUUGGAAAUAAGAAAGAUCUUUUGGAGGAUGAGAAUUGUAGUAAAACAGCUCGUGAAUUUGCUUUGAAAAAGAUGAAGGGAACUCUAUAUGUUGAAAUGGAUACAAUAGAUAUUCAAAUGGCACAUAGUGUGAUAUUAUAUUCUGCAUUGAUAUUGUUUUUUACGAAUAAUAAAUUGUAA